AUGACAAAUGGGUAUUGGAGUUGCAUAACGUGAUGCCAAGAAGAACGUGAGGGAAGAGCAUUACAGGCUUGCAGAAUAUGUAAGUUAUCCUUGAAGUCCGGUGUAGAUCAUGUGAGAAUGAGGGUUCAUGGUAAGAAGGAUCUUGUAUAAACAGAGAACUAUUCCUCCCCCCCCAAGUUUCUCUUUCAUUUGAAAAUUUAAUAAUUAAAUUAGGAUAAUCAGAUACUGCCAAAACAAAUUUCAAUUACCACAAAGCAAGCUACUGUCCUAUAAAUUCCAGCUCCCUUCUCCCUUCUUCUCCAUGCCCUUUCUUUUGAAGUUGCAGAGGCUACUGGGUAUCUCGCAUUUUCACUUCAAAGGUACAAUCAUGGCGAGAAUUCCCACGUUUGUGGUGGCACUUUUGCUCUUGUUGUAUUUGUCAAGAGCAGAAUACAUGAAAUAUAAGGAUCCAAAACAGCCACUGGCAGUUCGAAUCAAUGACCUGUUCAAGAGAAUGACGUUAGAGGAAAAGAUAGGACAAAUGGUGCAAAUUGAACGCAGUGUUGCAUCGGCUGAGGUUAUGAAGAAGUAUUUCAUUGGAAGUGUGUUGAGUGGGGGAGGGAGUGUUCCAAGCAAACAAGCUUCUGCAGAGACUUGGAUCAAUAUGGUGAACGAAUUUCAGAAGGGUGCUUUAUCGACCAGGCUUGGAAUUCCAAUGAUUUAUGGCAUUGAUGCUGUUCAUGGACACAACAAUGUCUACAAGGCAACAAUCUUUCCCCACAAUAUUGGCCUUGGAGCUACCAGGGAUCCUCAGCUUGUUAAGAAGAUUGGAGCUGCAACUGCAUUGGAAGUUAGAGCUACAGGCAUUCCAUAUGUCUUUGCACCUUGUGUUGCGGUUUGCAGAGAUCCAAGAUGGGGUAGAUGUUAUGAGAGCUACAGUGAAGAUCCAAGCAUUGUUAAGUCAAUGACUGAAAUUGUACCAGGUCUGCAGGGGGAUGCUCCUCCUGAUGGCAAGGGUGUCCCUUACGUUGCUGGAAAGUAUAAUGUUGCAGCUUGUGCCAAGCACUAUGUGGGUGAUGGUGGAACAACAAAUGGCAUCAAUGAGAACAACACUGUAAUAGACAGACAUGGGUUACUUAGCAUUCAUAUGGCAGGCUACUAUACCUCAAUUAUAAAGGGAGUAUCAACUAUCAUGGUUUCUUACUCAAGCUGGAAUGGACUUAAAAUGCAUGCUAACCUCGAACUUGUCACCGAAUUUCUCAAGGGCACUCUCCGCUUCAGGGGUUUUGUGAUUUCAGACUGGGAGGGUCUUGAUAGGAUUACGUCUCCACCUCACGCUAACUAUUCAUUUUCCGUUCAGGCUGGAAUAAGUGCCGGCAUUGAUAUGGUUAUGGUUCCAUUCAACUACAAAGAAUUCAUAGAUUUGUUAACCUUCCAAGUGAAGAACAAUAUCAUUCCCAUGAGCCGCAUUGAUGAUGCAGUUAAGAGAAUCUUGAGAGUUAAAUUCGUAAUGGGUCUAUUUGAGAACCCACUUUCUGAUACUAGCCUUGUCAGUGAGCUUGGGAAACAGGAGCAUAGAGACUUGGCUAGGGAAGCUGUGAGGAAAUCACUUGUACUUCUA
Messenger RNA from Carica papaya (papaya), 1600 nucleotides. Lineage: Eukaryota; Viridiplantae; Streptophyta; Magnoliopsida; Brassicales; Caricaceae. The record is from RefSeq and is a predicted model, not a curated record.